Cataglyphis hispanica is the source of this 13501-nucleotide messenger RNA. It is a transcript of the gene Shal, whose product is annotated as potassium voltage-gated channel protein Shal. NCBI's taxonomy places the organism in Eukaryota, Metazoa, Arthropoda, Insecta, Hymenoptera, Formicidae. Bases 2763 to 4607 code for a protein of 614 amino acids. Gene Ontology annotation, cellular component: voltage-gated potassium channel complex; membrane. The transcript has 7 exons. Gene Ontology annotation, molecular function: protein binding; A-type (transient outward) potassium channel activity. Gene Ontology annotation, biological process: protein homooligomerization; potassium ion transmembrane transport. The record is from RefSeq and is a predicted model, not a curated record.
CUCAUCGAGCGGGUGCUUCAGCGUGGGUGCUUGCGACGGUGCAGCGCGCGCAAAGGCGCAUUACACAUACACACACACACGCACACACACACACACACACACACAUAUCCGCACAUAUAAUACAUACACAUUUAUAUACACGUACACGGCCGCCACGUAUAGACACGAGGGUGUCCGCACGCGCGCAGCCACGCGCGCGUACGCACUGCUCGCGCGUGCGGCGCGUUGCAUCCCGCAGCGGGCGAAGCGACAGAGAAGCUUUAGGGACGCGAAAGGGCCGUGCACGAAGCAGCAUCAAUCGGGCUUGUGGGCAGAUCGUAGUGCGCGCAAGCGGAGAAUAAUCGAGACGGACGCCUGAGGGGGAAGAUCGACGUGCGAGCUCACAGUGCCGGAGCUUGCGGAGACGCGCUACCUUCUCGGACGAAAUUUCGUCGUGGAGGCUCUUCACCAACUGGAGUGCUUUCCGGAGCCUCCGGCGAGUCGACUCGUCGCGAGGAAUGUACGUGUAAAAUCUGACAGAUUGGAUGCGUCGCGGGAGAAGCACGCGUUUCGCUUGCGUAGGAGAGUUUUGUGGUCGCGCUCCGGCGAUUGUCAGGAAAGCCACGAGGAAAAAGUCUGGGACCACACUGGGAAGAUAGACGCUGCGCGGAACGAGCUUGCGCGAUCGAAAAAAAGAAUUCGCGCGCGCUGUCAAAGUGCUCGAUGAAUAAAUCUCAAUUGACGUUCGGUAAGAACGGAUGACAAACGCCUCUCUUUUUGUUCUGACGCGAAGCACGGCAAAACUUUAAAAAAGCACGCCGGAAAACUGCGGACGCUUUUCUUUCGUUGACUGUUUGGUGUCUAUUUGUAAGCAUUUUCUCCUCUAUUCUAAAAGCAGCUUUGGCGAGGCUUUAUCCCAGCGAAUUUCAACUCCGUAAACGCGCGAGCGAGUUUACAAUUGUCCGUCUGGAUAAUACGCAAAGGUUUCGUAGCAAGAAAUUCUUCUCAUCUUCAGCCAGCUGGCAUUCACGAGCGGACAGCGCUUUGAAGAAAGCUGACAUUUCGAUACAUAGUGUCUUAAAUAAUAUUUUGUAAAUAGUUCUAUAUACAUAUAUAUAUACAUAAACUUUACCUGAAGAGAAAUUUACAAAAAAAUCUAUAAUCUUUUUGCAAUUCUAAAUUUAUUGUCGCGUCGUAAUCAUCAGCCUUUGAAACGAGCCUUCUUAUCGUUAAUAAAAGGAAACAUUUUGUUACUCGUUACUGAUAAAGUUUUCCCGACUCGAUAGGAACGCGUCUAUUGCAUUGACGAACAAUGUCGUCGAUAAUUGUCUUUUCGAGGAGUGGAGUCAAAAAAUUUACGUAAAGAUCGGACGCCAGGAGCUUGUAAGCUCGACAAUGUAGUGUUCUGGUAGGUGCUUGCUGGCGGAGACUCAAGCUCAGACUGUCACGGUAGCUAAGCGAGCCGAAACAGGUGGAAGAUUUCUGCUACGAUAUCCCGAAGAGUAUCACGAAGAGCUAUCGUGCGACUAUCGAUGAUGGUGGAAGGCAUGUUGCCAGAACGCGAUUGGUUAGUCCGGCACGCGUCUCCGCUCGGCUCGUGCUUUGCUGCUACGUGGAAUUCAUCAUUUUGUUAAGUUUUUUUUUUUUUCGAAAACGAAAUAAGGAAAGAAGGAAAUUCCUUGAGAAAUGCCAGGCGUGAAAUGACGAAUUUCGGCUGGUACCCGAUCUUAGGCUGUCAACGUCCAAAUCGUCAUUGUCGACAUAAGAGUAAAUAUUGCUUAGCCAGUUGUUAGUGCGUCUCUUCGGGAUAUCAGUGCGAUGCACGAAACUUAUGACGAUGAACACAGCAAAGUGGGAAAAGUUUUGAUUUUAUCUCUGCAUCUUUUUAAUAUCUGCAUCUCGAAGAGCAAAACGACGAUAAGAAAUUCUUGGAGAAAUUGGAAGUUUGUUCCCGGGAGGGUGAAAGCUUUAUUGAAAAAAUUAAAUGUAGUCACAAUGAGUAGAUAAAUAAAUAGAUUCGUAGAUAAAUAAGCGAACAAAUAGAUGGAAGUAGAGCGGCUGCCGAUUGCGCGGGAGAUGUAUAGUAAAUAGAGUUCUCAAAUGUAAGAGAAUUAAAAUCAGGCUAGAGAAACGUUUAAGAAGAACUUGAAUUAAAAAUAGAGAUCGUUCUUUGAGAGAUGUAGGCUAAUAGUCAUACUAGUAAUCGCCCGGCGGACUUGAAGAAGCAUGAAUCAAACGAACGUCAGCUCGAGCUGACCUAAGAAGGAGCCGAGAUAAAAAGUGGCGUAUUCCACGCCACAAAUUGGAGAGAGGAAGUCUUUAAUUUUAAAGAAUUUAUUGGAUUUGAACUUGGAAGAAAUCUUUGGAAAGCUGCCAGUGGCGGAUGCAAAAAAUCGUUUUAAGUUUGUUGCAAGAAAGAUAUUUAGAGAGUAUUGCCAAAAUAUUGACGAACAUUUGAGCGGUGUCGUAAAUUUCAAUUUAUAAAUGUCGAAACGGCAAAAAAUAUAUAUAUAUAUAUAUAUAUAUUUCAUUCAAUCGAAGAAUCUCAUCUUUCGUCAAAAAAAUUAUUUGCGAUAAUAGAAUCGAUGCGGCUCGAAUCGUGGCUCUAGAAGCUUUAUCGUAGCUCUAGAAGCUCUAGCCAUUCUGAAGAGAGAGCAGAGAUCUAUAGACAUAUCGAGUAAAGGUUGAUUCGGCAAGGCCGAGAGCAGAGCGUAACGCCGACGCUUCGAAUAAGAUCGACGCUGACUUUUCCGUUAUCCUGAAGAAAGAUUCCACCGUCAAGCAUGGCCUCGGUGGCAGCGUGGUUGCCAUUUGCUCGGGCGGCGGCAAUCGGCUGGGUGCCGAUUGCCACACAUCCACUGCCACCGCCGCCGAUCCCCAAGGAUCGACGCAAGGCCGAUGACGAAAAACUGCUAAUCAAUGUGAGCGGCCGUCGCUUUGAGACGUGGCGUAAUACCCUAGAGAAGUAUCCGGAUACGUUGCUCGGUUCGAACGAGCGCGAAUUCUUCUACGACGAAGACAGCAAAGAAUACUUCUUCGACCGAGACCCGGACAUCUUCCGGCAUAUUCUCAACUAUUAUAGAACCGGCAAGUUGCAUUAUCCAAAGCACGAAUGUCUGACGAGCUAUGACGAGGAGCUGGCGUUUUUCGGCAUCCUGCCGGACGUGAUCGGUGACUGUUGCUACGAGGACUAUCGGGAUCGCAAGCGCGAGAAUGCCGAGCGGCUGAUGGAUGAUAAGCUGAGCGAAAACGGCGAUCAGACCCUCCAGCAGCUGCUUGAUAUCCGGCAGAGUAUGUGGCGAGCAUUCCAGAAUCCGCACAUCUCCACCGCCGCAUUAGUCUUCUACUAUGUUACCGGAUUUUUUAUCGCUGUGAGCGUACUAGCGAACGUGGUGGAGACUGUGCCGUGCGGAAAUCGUCCGGGUCGCGCCGGUACUCUCUCGUGUGGCGAGCGCUACAAGAUCGUGUUCUUCUGCCUCGAUACCGCGUGCGUGAUGAUCUUCACGGCCGAGUACUUGCUAAGGUUGUUCGCCGCACCUAGCCGAUGCAAAUUUGCGCGCUCCGUGAUGUCGAUCAUCGACGUAGUCGCGAUAUUGCCCUAUUAUAUAGGGCUCGGAAUUACCGAUAACGAUGACGUAUCGGGCGCGUUCGUGACGUUGCGGGUGUUCCGCGUGUUUCGCAUCUUCAAGUUCUCGCGUCACUCACAGGGACUACGGAUUCUGGGCUAUACCCUAAAGUCCUGCGCCUCCGAGUUGGGUUUCCUCGUGUUCUCGCUUGCGAUGGCCAUCAUCAUCUUCGCCACCGUCAUGUUCUACGCGGAGAAAAACGUCGAUGGCACCAAUUUCACCUCGAUACCAUCCGCCUUCUGGUACACCAUCGUAACGAUGACUACGCUGGGCUACGGUGACAUGGUUCCGAAAACGAUUGCGGGAAAAAUCGUCGGGGGUGUAUGCUCCUUGAGCGGUGUCCUAGUGAUCGCUUUACCGGUACCUGUUAUCGUCAGUAAUUUCAGCAGAAUAUAUCAUCAAAAUCAACGUGCUGACAAACGGAAAGCGCAGAGGAAAGCCAGAUUGGCACGCAUUAGAAUUGCGAAGGCGUCGAGCGGUGCCGCCUUCGUGAGCAAAAAGAAGGCAGCGGAGGCACGUUUGGCCGCUCAGGAAAGCGGGCUGCAGUUGGAGGAGUUCUACAAAGAGGAGGAUAUCUUUGAGCUGCAGCAUCAUCACCUACUUCGUUGUUUGGAGAAGACUACGGACCGUGAAUUCGUGGAGAUGGAGGUGCCGUACAACGGUGCCCCGAAGAGGCCGGGCUCGCCGUCGCCCCUGACUUCCCCCGCGCACAGCACUGCCUCCAGGGGCGGCCUGCUGCAGUCCUGCUGCGGGCGCUGCUACCCCCAACGUUACCAGAGUCUGUCCUAUCAACUGACUACGAACGAGAGCAAGGACAGAGUGGUGAUCAUAUAUGGCGACCGUAUACAGGUGCGAAAAAAGGACCUAAAGAAGCGCGAUUCGCACAUCUGCGACAUGCAGGCCCUACAGCCACUUCCGGCCCCCACCAACACCGCCAACACCGCGCCCGUCAUGACUACUUCCGGUGGGCAACCACCGCUCCCGGUAUCGGAGACCGUUUGAAUCGCGACGAUCACGAGAACCGAUCACGAUCGUCUGUGUGUGACAAUGCGUUAAUCAUGCAUUAUCACACCAUCACUACUCACCUAUAAACUCACCGCCGUUCUCCUCCACACCUGUGCUUGCUGAACCCGAUGAAACGAACCACAGUCGACUACGGUCGAAGCAACGUAAUAAAAAUAAAUUGUUCGCAUCGGUGCCACACGAGGUGGAGAUCAUCAUCAGGUUCAACAGCAUACUAUCGCGAUUGAUUCGCUUCUCAGAGGAUGUGGCGAUCGUUCAUUACUCGACAGGAUUUACGGAUGAUCUACAAGGAAGAUCCAGAUCGUGAAUGUUCUUUCGCGAUCUACUCCGCCGCAGAUCGAUUGUUAUCAAAGCGUGAGGAUCGAUGCGCGGUUUAUCCUCUGUGAUAAUAAUCCUAUCAGGAUUUGCGUCAUUUCGCAGAUUUUCGUUUAACAGAAAAACAUCUCAUAAUAUGUCCUCAUUGCAAUCUCGUUUGGAUGGAUUUCUGUAUAGAGAAGAGAACGUCGAGUCUUUCCUACGGAAAGUCGUGUCGAUUUACCGAUUAAUUUACGACAGCAGCGAGAGACGGUCCGCGAAAUGGGUAAUCCAGGUGUGGCUGAGCGAUUGCGAUUAGAGUCGCGAAUUACACGAAAUUUGUUUGUGUGGGAUCGUGUUCUCGAGGAUUUCGCACUGCUAUUUCGUGUCAGACCGUUCGAUAAAUAAUGUUCUUUCUAAUUGAGAGUCUUGAAAGGAAAAAAAAGACAUCAUUCAUUGUGAUUAUUUAUAUAGUCAAGGAUUUACUAAUUAAUCAAGAUUAGAAGUUUAUUUGCACAAUAGUAGACAAUGUUACUUCACGAUUUUUAAUGCGUGUUAUAACAGUUAUGAAUACAUAUUAAUAAUCAGUGUUAAGCUGGAGCUGAUAUUUAUUGUUAGCUUUAUAUAUAGUUGUUUGAUUCUUCCGUCUUGAUUUCUACCGUCUUUGUAAAGAAUUUGUAUUAUAUGAUAUUUUUUGCAUAGUUACAAUUUAGGCAAAUAAAAAUUUCAGAUCAGGCAAACAUUUAGCGAUCAAUAGAAGAAAAGUAUAAACUUAGACAUUUAUUUCGUAAUUCAAAAUUAUUUCCAGAAAAUAAAACAUUUUAUCUUAAUUGGUUACACUAUAUAAUAUUACGAUCGAUUCAAAUUCUUGGGUGAUAAAAUUCUCAUAUACACAAAUAUCAAUUUCAGCAAUUCAUAUAAAUUUAAUGAUUUCUAAUAUAUAUGAAUUGCAUGCAGAGCACACAAUUAUGAAGCUGUAUAUCAUAUAAAUACUAAUUGUCAAAGUUAAUCAACAAAUUUAAUAAUUUUUAUUAUAUUAUUUUAAACGUUUUGAUAACUUUGAAUAUAUAUGAUUAAAAUAUUAUAUUAUAAUUAAUGUUUAUUGUACACAUUAUACAUUAAUACUUCACUAUUUAUUAUUAUUUCUGAACAUCAUUUUUAUUAAUAUCAAUAUAUUUUUAUAAAUACAUGGUAAUACAUGAUAUUCUUAUCUAAAAUUCAUUGUUUAUACACUUUUUAGAAAAAAUUAUUAUUGUUUAAUGAUUCAACAAAAGAGCUUUUAAUAGUAAAGUGUUUUUCUUAUUUAUUUCACACACACGUUGUUACGAUAAGAAUUAUGAUAAUAAGAGCCAAAGAGGUCAGUACGAAAUCAGGAGACAGAGAGACAGAACAUAUCAAAAACGAAAGGCGCGGAGACAUUAAUAUAAAAUUGUUGAAAUCAAAAGUUGUAAUUUAUUAUGACUGCUGCUUUUAAUUAUAGAAGAGAAAAGUCAAGAUAUUUUUCAUUAUUUUGACAAAGAAAAUUAUUUCGAUUUAUUUUUUCUUUUAUUACGUAUUCAAAAUCAAAUUAUGUAAUUUAAAUAAAUAAUGAUUUUGCAACAAAGAAAGAAAGAAAGAAAUUAUAUAUAUAUAUAUAUAUAUAUAUAUAUAUAUAUAAUUUUAAUUCUACAAUUUUAGUUUUUGGAAAAAAAACUAUUUUUGCCUUUUUAAAUAAAUAAGUUGCAGAAAUUGUUGUCACGUUGUUAAUUUUUUCUAGUGAAAUUGGUAUACUUAGGUCUUGUUCAUAUAUAUUUUCUUUAUUUUUUAUAUAUUUAAAAAAUAUUUAAGAAUAGAUGAAAUGUGUGUAUGUGUGCGUGUGUGUGUGUGUGUAUGUGUGUGUGUGUGUGUGUGAUAUAAAUAUUGCUUUAUUGUACAUUUUUUGCGACAAUAUUUUUUCUUAAAUAUGUUUAUGUUCUUUAUAUAGAUUAUCACGAAAUGAACAUUAUUGGCAAGAUGGUUUGACGCGACAUAGUCGAGAUGUGAUUAACGAGUCGAUGUAAAAAUGGAGGUAGGGACCUACGUACCUUUAUAUUCUAACUUAAGAUGAUGCCCUCGUUCUUUCAAAGCUUCGUGGCCGACUUUAGUCGAUCGCGAGGACUCUUAAGCAGUAAUUAAUUAAAACGAGAUACCUCGUUCGAUCAUUUAUUACGACGUUAUCAUUAGCGUUGCUUGGCUGUAGCGAUCGAUCGUCCGCUUUCUUUUGCUAUUCAUGAAACAAACUUGCUCUGAGCGAUAUCUUAUAGAAAAUAAAAAAGAAAUCGUUUAUUUUAUUCUUGUUUCUUUGAGACAAGAGAGAGAGAGAGAGAGAGAGAGAGAGAGAGAGAGAGAGAGAGAUUACUUCUCUUAAGAAUAUCUUACGAUUCUUCACAUUGUGAGAAUCAAAUCGGAAUUAUAUUUGAGAUAUUAUUAAUAACAUUUCUUUUUUUAUGAAAAAAGGAUUAAAGCAAUUUUGCAUACAUAUGUAUAAUAUUAAAAUUGCUUUAAGCGGAUAACAUUUUCCAAGUUUAUUUAUUUAUCAACUAUUUUACGGCCAAUUAAAUAAAAUUUUUAAGAUAUUUUAUCGAAGCAUUAUAACGCGUUGUAAUAUUUAUGGUAUAUUACAAGCAAUAUUAUCGAUUAUUGGAGUAAAUGCAUUAUAUGAGAGGUCAUUAAAAAACGUUACAUCAAAUAAUCUUUGCAAAAAAAAUAAGAUUUGACAUGAACAUGAAUUUACAUGAUUCUAUAGCAUCGCGGACGAUUGACUGAUGCAACCAGAUAUGCCGAAAAGAAUGAAGAGAAGAGAAAUAAAGACAACUGUGUUUGAGCAAAAAAUUGUUUAACAAUAGUGUAAUGCGAUGUAAAUAUUUACGGGGUCUAGAAAGGAGAGACGAGAGAGGAAUGCACAGCCUGUAAUAAAUCUUUGUAAUUGAUGGUGUGAUUCGCCCUUUUAAACAAAAGAUUAACUGAAGAAUAUAUAUAAAUAUGUAUAGAAAAAAGAUUAUAUUAUAUAACGUAAAUAUGAAGGAAGAAAUAUACAUAUGAGUUUAUGAUAUACAAUACACGAACACACGAACACGGUACGUGAAGAGUGCUCUCACUCGUUGCGAUAACACACUCUCACAUCUACUUGCAGCACCCUUGCAUCGCGCAAUAAAAUAAAUUCUAAAUUGUUCCGUACUAGAAAGCGUGCCUGAGUGUGUGAGAAACCGGACAAGUGUUUAAAGAAAAAGCAUAUAUAUAUAUAUAUAUAUAUAUAUAUAUAUAUAUGUGUGUGUGUAUAUACAUACACACACACUCAAAUGAGAUUAAUAAAUGAAGAAAUGAAUAAAUAUAUAAUGCAUCCGGUUUUUCGUUGUUCAAAGAGCACCGGUUAUAUUUGAGAUAGUUUCGAAAAAAUGCAGCAGUUUAAUUAAGGAACAGCAAACGCGUGAGUCAAAUGGAAAAAAGAUAUUGCAAAAAUUGUCACAUGAAUUUUUUUUUUCAAGAUUAGCUGUUAAUAAUUCACUUCAUUCGUCACGGACGAUCGCGCACGUGCGCGUUUUCACCUGCAUUUUUAUCAAUAAUUAAUUUAUUCGCGGGACAUACAUCGUGUACUUUUCCUGCGUGUGUGCCAAACUUAUGAACAAGUUACUUCUGAGCUUUGAAAUGUGCUGAACAACCGUCCUUUAAUAUCACAAAUUUCACACAUACAUUUACAUAAUUCUCAAUUUUUAAAUAAAUUUAUAAUAAUAUAAUGUUCAAUUGUAUUAUCAUAUUAUCUGCAUGAUGUUUGCUUAAUGAAAAUUGGAUAUAAAACUUUAAGCAUUAUGUUAAUAAAAUUUAUUAUGUUAACGUAAUUUUUUUAUUGAUGUUACAUAUUUAUUGUAAUUUAGAUUAAUCUUUCACAGACAUUUUAUUUUUGGAAAUUAUUUUCGAUGCUGUUAUAAAUAUAUAUAUUGUAAUUUUUAUCUAUUAAGCGAUCUAUUUGAUGCAUCUGAGAUGAAUUUUCUCAUAAAUUAAUAUCAGGAGAGAAUAUUGAAUUAUUUUAAUUAAUUUAAUUAACACGUGACAUAGUUUAUAUCUGACAUCAGAGAUCGACGACGCGGCGCGUCGCGAUGCAGUUGAUCGUCCUGUGAGUUAGCCUGUAAUCAAUAAAUAAAUCGUAAGUAAUUUAAGCGUGCAAUUAAGAAUAAAAAGAUUGAAUAGAGACUUUCGUUGAUGUUGUGACUCGUAGCGCGUAUGCGUGCUGCUCGUGUGUGUAUGUGUGUGUGCGCGCGUGUGUAAAACUAGCGCGCCGAGAUAAAAUUUCGCGAAUUUCAGGAAUUUCGCGAAAAUAUUUGCAAUUACAUGUCGCCUUCUCUUUUAAUGUAAGAAUUAGAAUUUUAAUCUAAAUAGGAUGUUAUUACAUUGUUCUUUAUUGUUUUGUUUUUCUUGAAGGAAAUACGUUUUGACACAUCUGCAAUAAAGUUCCGAAGAAAAAUUUAGUUCCUUUUUGGUUUUUAUACAGAUGUUUAUACUUUCGUAUUCUUAUACACGUAGACAUUUCUGCCAUCAAACUAAUAAUCAGCUUCAAUUUUGUAAUAUUCAUAUUUAAAAAAAAAAAAAAAAACACUAAACAAAGAUAAUUUUACUUCAAUUUAAAAUUAAGUAAUAUAUUCUACAAAUUCGCGAUACAUUAUUUCAUUGGCGCAUAGCGAGAAGAAGAAAACGAAAAGAAUUGUAUGAAUAAAGAGCGAGUAGUAUGACUACAAUAACGCUACUGUAAAUGGCAACAAGAAAUCUAAAAGGAGCAGGAACAACAAAAGCAACAAUACUGAAGCAGACCGAAGAUAAAAAUGAGUCUUUCACAACUUACUACCGUACUGCCAAUAUUUUCCGAAGCAACGUAAUAAUUUUAAUAAGGAUAUUAGGAUGAAAAGUCUAAGAAAAAUGCGCACUCGUCAGGAGUUUUUCCUUUCGUUUCCUUUUGCCGCUCCAAACCUUUGUGAAUUUAUUCGCAGGAAGAAAAUAUUUAGACAAGUUUUGAUUUAUGUAUCGUAGAAAAUAGAAAACAUUGAAAUAAAAAAUCAGAGAAUUGAAAGAUAUAACGAAUGCACGUCGCUCAGUGGGAAGUCUUUGAAACGAUAAAUAUGACGAAAAAUAUUUUGAUAUUAAAAAUGUGCCGAAGCUGCAUUUGCGAUCUUAAUUAUGAAAGAGACAUAAAAAUUAUUCUAAAAUUCUGAAAAAAAUUUUUAUGUAUAGUUUUAUGUAUAGUUAUAAUGUAUUUAUUAAAUAUUUGUCAUCUACUUUCCAUGAAAUACUACUGACGUUUCUAAAGAAAAGAAAAGAGAAAAUAUAAUAAGAAAUUAAAACAUCUUUUAAUUAAAAAUUUGUAAUCUCUUAAACUAUUUCAAAUCUUUUUUUUUAAUAUCUUGUACUUAAAGAUUUAGAUUUCAAUGUUACAUGUAUGAUAUACAUAUAAAACGAUUAGAUUUCUGUCUUAUUGUUAGAGACGGAUGAAUCUAUAGAGUUUGAGAAACAUACAUUCUACAUCUUCAUUAAAAUUCUAUUUAAAUUGCCGACUUGCUGCUGAGCAACACAAAUUCGUGAUGAUUAAAAUUAUAUCUUUCUUGCACGAUCAGUACUAUAAUAAUCAGUUUGUCAUUAAUAAGAGUAUUCUAUCUAUAGUAUGUUUUACGAGAUCGAUGUUAUUUAAUUACUCUUUUGACUUUAAAAACUUUUCUGGGGGAUAGCAAAAAUCAAACCGUUUUUGCUUAAUAAUGGAGAUAAAAUAACGCGCAAAAAAACUCUUGUGCAAUCAUGAUAAACAAAUAAGAAUUAAAUAUUAUACACACUGUCUCAUAGCAAUAAUUUCGUAUAAUAUUGUUAAAUAAAGAAGAAAUUGAGCAAGGAAAUUAUCGUAGAUUGUGGAUAUAUUUGAAAUAAUUACGAUAUAUUAUUGAUCGUGCGAGAUAUUAUUGACGCAAAAUUUCGUUGUCUUUUAACUUUGUGAAGAACUCACGAGAUUCGGGGCACUUAGAAAGCAACAAAGCGGCAAAAAUUAGUUUAUAUCUAGGCGUUGAUUCUUCACUGUACACAUGAUUAUUUCUUUUUUUUCUUUUUUUUUUCUUAGGCAGGACACUGUUCACGGUCUCGUCAAAUCUCGAUAAUUGACGCUCGGCGUAUAAUGACAAAUUACUGUACUAAUUAAGCGAUCAAGUUCCCAAAAUUGUUUGAUGAAUCAGAGAAUUCCUCGAAAAAUCCAUAUAUUCACAGAUAUGUUGCAUAAUGAUUAUGCUGAAUAAAAUUUUUAUACAAUGUGCUAUUAUAUUGAAUAAGAUAUAUUGAAAAAUCAAUUGAAAUGUUUUCAAAUUAAAUAUCAAGAUAUUUUACAUGAUUUUUUAACAUAAUUUUCAUUAUCAUAAAUGAUUUGCUGUGUUGUUUAAUAUAUUGCAAAUACUAUUAUUGUACAAUUUUUCUAUUAGUUUUAAUAAUCUUUCUGUAUUGUUUAUAAAUAAAUGCAAUUGACCAUAUUUUGAAACUUGAUUGCUGGUUUGAAAAGCAAAGUAAAUGAAAUUGUUAGAAAUAUUUUUAAAUAUUUUUACACAGCAUUGAUCUUUUGGAUAAAUUACAAUUUAAUUUAAUUUAAUUUAGUUUUCUUUAACAUCUUACAUCUUCUUUUAUAUUGUAUAAUAAUUAAUUUAAUAAUUCAAUUUUUGCAAAUUUAUGUGACUAUAUGUAAUUAUUUUGUACAAUUGGCUUUUCAAUUAUUAGAUACUUUGUGCACGUUAUAAGAAUAUUAACGUGAAUACUAACGUAUAUAUGCACAUGUCUUUUUACGUAAAUACCACACUCACUCGUAUGCGCGGUACAACAGGGCUUGCAUCACAUAUUUCUCAGGUCAGACUAAUUAAAUCAGGAGAUUAUGAUUCGUUCAGACGCGACACGACUGACGCCGAAAUAAAUGCGCGCAUUUUCAGGAUGCCUCAUUAAAUCUAGUAAUUAUUUUAAAGUCAGUUUUUUUAUCAAUAUAAAAUCCCAAUUUAAAAUAUCUUUUUUAAAAGUUUGAAUACGAUUUUUGCUUUUUCUUUUUCUUUCUUUCUUGGCAAAAAAAAAAAAAAUUAAAUUAAAAAUUUAAUUGCCGCAAGAUAUUAGACACAUGAAACAAUUUUAAUGAAUGAGAUUUCAAUGAAUAUAUGAAAAAAAAAUCUAUUUUUAAUGUAUUAAAGAAUUAUUAAAAUUAUUUUUUGAUGACAGAGUGAGAAGCAUCCUACAUAUUUUCUUGAUCCGUUUCAGAAGUGUCGACGGCCACGGAGUUCACCGGCGUGUUCAUAAGAUUUAUGAAAUCUUUGCGCGUGAAUCACAGAUCCAUGAAAAAGAUUAUUCUUAUUUACUUGUUUGGUACAAUUACUUGAAACAACGUCUAAUGAAACGACUAAAUUAUCACAAUAAUUAGUAUUAAUGUACAAAAUGAUACGCUGUUGUAAUAAUGGGAAAGCUAGCUUCCCACGGUCUACAAAGAGUUGAUAAAGUGGUUAAUUGUAUUGGGCUGUACGUAGUAUAAUUUUAGAAUAAUUAAAGAAACUGUGUUUAGCGAAAUUUAAUAAGAAAUCUUAACGUAAAAAAUUAAUUAAUGUAAGAUAUCACAUUUUUUUUUUCCUAUAAUUUCACUACUUCUAUGUAUGUAUGACGCGUAUUGCAAUUUUGUACUAUAUAUUAUUAUUAUUAUAAUUGGCAUGUAGCAAAUAUAAGUGAAAUAUCAUAAUGACGUUUGCAACUGACGCUCGAGAUAUUUAUCGGUAAGAAGCGGUGGAGCUUUGACUUCUUGCAUUCGCAGAUAAAAAUUGAAAUUAAUAUUAGGAGAUAGGGAUGAAUUUGCUCUUGAUCGAUCUCUUGUAUUGUUCUCGACGUACUAUUUUUAGAUUUAUAAAAAUGGACGCGAAUCGAAAUUAGAGAAAUGCGCCGCAUGAGCUGGGCCGUCGAUAUUAUUAUUCAGGUAUUUGAACUGAGAAUAAUUCGAAGUACGAAUACUUGAAUAACGAUUACGAACUCAAACAUCCAAAUUUUUAAUGCAUCGAAUGUCGUUAAUCAUUCUAUUAAUAGUUUAUAAAUUAUUAUUUUAAUAUUGUUUAAUAUUGUUAAAUUAUAUUAUUGCAAGCAAUAUGUAAAUAUAAUUGUACAUAUUGUUAAAAUUAAGUUUUAUAUAUUAUAGCAAUUAUAUAAGUGAAGCUGGUUUUAUAAAUGUAAUAGCAUAAGUUAUAAUACGAUCACAUAAUGGGGCUGAAGAAUUUAUUAUUAUUUUUUGCAUUUGUGUAAAAUUCUUCUGUUUUGUAAUCAUCAUUAUCUCGAAGAAAUUUACAUAGCGAUAUUCGAAUGUGCAGAAUCUAGAAUGUCAGAUAUUUGUAUAAUGACGGCCUGGCAGAAUGUUGAUAUAUCCAACGAUAACAAUAUUUUGAAUUGAAGCGUGUGAAGAGAAAUUGCGAUAUUCUAAUUUUCGGCGAUUGUAAUUAGAGAUGAAGACAUUUUAGCCAAAGGUGUUGUCCAUCUUCGAUAGUUUCUACGCCUUACUCAAAGAGAAAAUAAACUAAAAUUCAUAUUUCCAA